Verticillium dahliae VdLs.17 is the source of this 828-nucleotide messenger RNA. RefSeq lists its product as uncharacterized. Gene Ontology annotation, molecular function: translation initiation factor activity. The transcript is spliced from 4 exons. The coding region runs from base 1 to 828 and encodes 275 amino acids. Gene Ontology annotation, cellular component: cytoplasm; eukaryotic translation initiation factor 3 complex. NCBI's taxonomy places the organism in Eukaryota, Fungi, Ascomycota, Sordariomycetes, Glomerellales, Plectosphaerellaceae. The record is from RefSeq and is a predicted model, not a curated record.
AUGCCUGCCAGACAGUGGGAAGACGAGGAGAGCGACAGCAGCGCCAGCGGCUCUGCCUCCCCCGUUGCCGGUGCCACCCGCCGCAAGUUCGAUGAUGAGGAGGGUGAGGACAGUGACGUCCUCGAGUCUUGGGAUGCUGCCGAAGACUCCGAAGUAGAGCGCGAGAAGGCGAAGAAGGCCGAAGCCGCCAAGCUCGCCGCCGAGGCUGAGGCCAAAGCCAACAAGAAGUCUAAGGCGCAGCGCAUCAAGGAGCGCCAGGAGGCUCGCGCCGCCGAGCUCGCCGCUGAGGGCGAAUCUAGCGACGAGGAGACUGAAGCCCAGAAGCGUGAGCGUCUUCGCCGUACCGAGAAGGACUCCGACAUGAAGCACGCCCAGGACCUCUUCGGCGACGUCGGUACCGUCCCCGCCGGCCGUAAGGCCACCACUGCCGGGGCCGCUGUUGCUCUUGAUGCCAGCGACCCUACCCGCACCGUCAACAUUGCCGACCUGCCCCUCUUCAAGCCUACCACCAAGACCCAGUUCGAGAACCUCCGCAACACCCUCGUGCCCAUCAUCGGCGCCCACUCCAAGAAGGCCCACUACGCCAUCUUCCUCCAGGAAUUUGCUAAGCAGCUGGCCAAGGAUCUUCCUAGCGAUCAAGUCAAGAAGGUCGCCUCCACUCUCACUGCCCUCAGCAACGAGAGGAUGAAGGAGGAGAAGGCUGCCCAGGGCGGCGGCAAGAAGACCAAGGCCUCCAAGAACAAGACGUCUCUUGUCGCCAACCGUGCUGAUGUCAUUGACACCAAGACUUACGAGGACGAUGGCUUCGGAGAUGAUGAUUUCAUGUGA